CUCAUAGUCAGUUUGGGGGUCAGAGCUCGACGUAUCCUGGAGUCCUGAUUGGUUAACUUUUUUCUUAGGGUAUAUUAAAACUCGAGCAUAUUCAAAAGACUCUGGUCGCAGUCCUGGAAGGCUGCACGCCAGAAAUUAUAAAUUGUCCUAGGAACCCGUUGUUGCAGGCGGUAACGCUUGCUAGCUCGGCUCUUCCUAGUUAAAAAGAAGCCGUUUCGGCUUCUUACCCAAAGAAAGCAACCAAUUCCACCUAUUUAUUAGUUUGGAUGGUUUAACAGUUUUACGUGUGGGAAGGGACUAUAGAUUGGCGUAACCAUGCGCCUUCAGGAGUGUGUCUGUGUAGUGGUACUUCUGGUUGUUACAGUCGCAGCCGCCCCGGAGAAAGAUCGAGGGUGCACAUAUCUAGGAAUUCAGUACGAGAACGGAGCAGUAUGGCUGCCAAAUAAUGAGGACAAAUGUUUUGAAUGUCUUUGCGACAAUGGCGAGGCUCUCUGUUCCUUCCUUGCCGACUGUGACGGUUACGCCUCCGCCCUCACCGCAGAGGAGAAAAAGAUGAGGGUCAUGGCUGCCGUCACCGGACUGCCUGGUGAGGAUGGAGAACGAGGCCCACAAGGUCCAAAGGGAGAGGCUGGAGAUUCCGGUCCUGAUGGAACUAAUGGUGUCCCCGGACCCCCUGGCUCCCCAGGACAGAGCGAGAUGGUAAGUCUCUCUCUCUCUCUAACUACGUCUAGAUUCUCUAAUCUACUGUGAUGAAUCGGGUAUUGUGG
Messenger RNA from Haliotis rufescens (red abalone), 767 nucleotides. Its product is annotated as collagen alpha-1(III) chain-like. The record is from RefSeq and is a predicted model, not a curated record. Bases 316 to 750 code for a protein of 144 amino acids. The transcript is spliced from 6 exons. NCBI's taxonomy places the organism in Eukaryota, Metazoa, Mollusca, Gastropoda, Lepetellida, Haliotidae.